Molecule: messenger RNA, 1815 nt
Organism: Emericellopsis cladophorae
Lineage: Eukaryota; Fungi; Ascomycota; Sordariomycetes; Hypocreales; Bionectriaceae
Exons: 1
Coding region: 1-1815 (604 amino acids)
Source: RefSeq, a predicted model, not a curated record
AUGACCGAUCGAGUGAGGGACGGCGACCUCGCCCGAUCAUCCUCCCACAUCGCUGCUGCCGGCACCGACUCACCCGGCGGCUCAGUACGGCCACGCAACAGACGAUUGAUCAGCACGGACGGCGAUGGGCCCUCGAACCAAACGUCGGGCCUCUUAUCCGCCCUGAGCCCGGCGACAAGCCGCUCGGUCAGCCCGCUACCACGGACGAGAUCGUUGGGCGUCAGCCCCAGCAGACCGAACAACUUGUCCACGGGCGACCUUGGACAAUUUUUCAGCGAUUCUUGGAACCAGAGCUGGUCUUCGGUGCAAGACUUGACAAGCUCCCUCUUCAACAGCAGCAACGGGCCAUCGUCGCUGGGAAAGGGGCUGCUGAACGGCGGUGGCGGGCUCAAGGCUUUCCCUCGUGGACGCCGAAUAUCUAAUACCAGUGGAGAGCGAAAAGCCAACGCUUCGUGGGGUCCGGCACCGCCCACGUCGGGACCGAACUUGGAUGACGUGGCCUCUGGAUCGUUGGCGCAGAGGCAUGCUGCCCUCAAAGCUGCCCGCACGGCCAGCGUGCUGGAGAGCCACACGGGGGUGAAUGGCGGGCUGGACGUGUCGGGCAAGCACAAGCGCCGGAACUCGGACGAAGCUGUCACGGACAAACCGGGACCUGAUGACUACCUGGUCUACGUGCACUGGGUGCAGGCGAGCGACACCUUUGCCGGCAUCGUACUCAAGUACAGGUGCCGAGAGGAUGUCUUUCGACGGGCCAACGGGCUCUGGUCGAGGGACAGCAUUCAAACACGCAAAUGGGUGACUAUACCGGUGGAUGCCUGUGACGUCCGCGGGCGACCCUGUGAAGCGCCGUCAUGGCGCAAUGUGCAGGGCGUUGAUCUGCUUGCACCCACACCCGCGAUCGAAGACGCGUCGGCAUCCAAGGCGACCCACGACGACUAUUUCAGCAAGGCAAACGGAUUCGGCGCCGACGAGGCGCAGGCUGAAGAGGAGGAGAAACCGUGGCAGCACGUUCGCUGGGUAAAGGUGGAUUCGAUACCACAACCCGUCGAAAUCGGCCGCGUUGCCAGGGGCGCCAUGGGGUACUUCCCGCCCAGGAGAAAGAAGAGCAUCAGGACUAUAUCCUCUCUUUCCACGCCGCGACAGAGUUUCGAGAUCGCCUCGGGACCUUCUGGCUCCGCCGAGGGGCCAUCUUCACGCCGUCCUAGUUCUCUCAGCAGCCGCCCCGCGUUCCCGGGGUCACCGCCCUCGAACCGCAGCCGCAUGGGGAGCGACCCAGCAGACGAGAGGCCCGCAUGGAUGAAGCGACCUGGUGGUGUGGGCUCCAUGGGCAGGAACGUGAGGGCGCCUGGACCUGACAAAGACGUUAUCAAUUCAUGGACUAAGAAGCAUAUACCCGGGCUGAACAUUGAUGGGCCGUCCAUGUCUAUUAUGGGUUCGGAGACGGCCAAGUUUGGUUUCGGCAAGGACGCUGGUAUCGCUGAGAGCUCGUACGAAGAAGGCCGCGAUGCUAUCGCGCCCACCCGCCAGGGAACAGGCAUUGACCGUGCGGCGGCCGCUGUCGAGACCUGGCUCCGCGGCGCGCUCGCAAAGGGACCGGGCACGCCCUUGGGCAAGGCGCGUGCCGGCCGCAGUGAUCAUCCCAACGAUCUCAUUGAGCUCACGGACACGAUGAGUGACGACGGGCGGGGCGGGUUCUUUGACAACUCGCUGAAUGUGGAUGGUUUGUCACUGGGGUCCAGCGCACGCAACGACGCAGCUGGCGGUAUCCGUGGGAGGACAGUGGGAGAGGCACAGAAAGGCAGCAAGGCGGAUUGA